Molecule: messenger RNA, 1850 nt
Organism: Drosophila eugracilis
Lineage: Eukaryota; Metazoa; Arthropoda; Insecta; Diptera; Drosophilidae
Exons: 1
Coding region: 254-1690 (478 amino acids)
Source: RefSeq, a predicted model, not a curated record
UAUAGAAGUUUUACAGAUAUUCUGGCUGUGCCCUUUUUGUCAUCGAAUUUAGGAAAACCGCUCCUUAAAACCACUUUUUUGGCAGCGACUUGCCAUUUCGACAUGUUUGUGCCCACUUGCGGCAUGGAUAUAAUCUUCGAUAAGAUCUGGUUUAUUUGGGCAUUAACAAUCAUCAUCUUUGAAAAUUCCAAAUUGAAAGUCGUUUCAAGCAGGCUUGCUUACAGUGUUAUCCCAUUUCUAACCACCUCUAACGAUGUGCAUCCACUGUUGCCGCCUCCGACGGACUCCUUGUCCGCCGAUUCCCUACAGCUGUCCUCACUGCCCAGUGCGUACCAUCUCCAGCUGCUGUCCCCUGGGCACCCGUCCAUUCACUGAAAGUCCCUUCGUGAGAGCGCGAAAUCGAAUGCCACCGUCUGAUCCCUGUGAUACCUUGCCACCCCGCUGGCUGGAGGUCAACCGUCGGGUUAUAUAUGCCCUGGCUAGUAAUUUGGGUCGAUCCCCGGAAGCAGCUCAUUACAUAUUGCUACGCCUGCUGUAUGCCAACUAUGGAAAAGUGAUGAUGAUAUCCCGAAAACGAAGAAGUUUCGAUGUGCCAUUCAGUGGUUUUCCAGAUCAGGAUCUGUUCUCAUCCAGCACGCUGUUCGAUUGUAAUGGCUACCUCUCUGAUCCCAUGGCUCCGGAGACUCUAGAAAAGCUGCUUCACAUGAUGCAGAACUAUAUCUUCCGUUUAAGGGCUCUUAAUCAUAAGUACAAGUGGUUCGGAAAUGGCGAGGAUAUGGGAGAAAUACAACACCUGUUGGGGAAACAGGAUGAGCUGGUGAGACUGUUAAGGAAUCUCUUUGGGAACAGCGAUGUGGUGUGCAUUCCAAAUCUCCUAACCGUGCUAAGCGAACUGAAUAUAAAUAAUUUAUUUGGCAAGUGGAAAAAGAAAAAAGCACCAUUGAUAGUGAGAAGUAUAUCCGACCUCUAUUCGGAAGUGACGGAACCGAAGAAGCCGAUAUUGAUAUUAUCAACGGACAGGAAAAAAAUGCCUAAAGCAGACUCUGUGACACCAGUACCUAUUUCUAUCUACAAAACUCCUGAGUCAAGAGAUUGGAAAUACCAGAGCCUAAGUAAAAACCCAGUUCCAAUAGCCACUGCUGAAGCAGAUCCCAAAAAAUCAAACAGAACAUUCUCUGCUAUUAACAUUGUAAGACCCAUCCCAGUGAACUCCAUUGCAUUAACCGACUUUCCAACUAUCAAAACAACAUUUAUCCCAACAACCCAAACGGAUUCAAUCCCGACAACCAAUGCGAAAUCGAAUCCAAUGAACACAGAUUCGAUAUCAACAUUCAAAGCAAACUCCCUCGUAGCAUCCAAUAUUUCUACCUUUCGAAGCACAGCCAAUUCCAAAAGACCUAAGGACCCUAAUUUACAAUUUAAGGUACCGCCGGAAUUCUAUGAACCCGUUGACUUGAAGAAGGAUUCUAAUUGGCCUUCUCACCAACAAUUGAUGUCGGAUGACUGGAUUGCCAAUGACCGAAAGGAGCUGCGGGGACUGGGCAGUUUGCAAAAGAUGCUAUCCGUGCGAAGCGAGAAGUCUUUCGGCGAUGCAGCGUUUGGAGAUGUUUUCGGCAAUACAUCACGAAUAUCGCGAAUGUCAUCCACUGUGACCACCAAUACCGUCCCUGCCCAACGUAGUAAAUCAUAGGAUCAUAUGGAUUAACCAAUGAAUAUGGCAGUUGAACCAAAGUUUAUUUCUUGGAGCAAUUGUCCUAUACAUUGGUAUGUUUAACCUAUAUAACCUGAAAAAUCAGAUGUCGCUCAAUAUCUGGUAUGGAUUCUUAAAAUAAACAAAAUUGAUAAACUUA